Cucurbitaria berberidis CBS 394.84 is the source of this 3895-nucleotide messenger RNA. RefSeq lists its product as uncharacterized. Gene Ontology annotation, molecular function: protein binding. The transcript has a single exon. The record is from RefSeq and is a predicted model, not a curated record. NCBI's taxonomy places the organism in Eukaryota, Fungi, Ascomycota, Dothideomycetes, Pleosporales, Cucurbitariaceae. The coding region runs from base 283 to 3672 and encodes 1129 amino acids.
CAGCCCAGCCAUUGCCACGCCCUCACUCUGUCCUUCCCGCUCGCUCGCUGUACUAUAUUUUCCUUCGUCCUCGUGCACAGUUCUGCAUUGUUGGCGUUUCCGGCUUCAUCUCUGCCUGCAUCAGUUCAAAUACCUUAGGAGGCAUGCUCUAUUGCUAGUGAGCUCCGAUCGCAAAUGCCACCGUCAGCCCGGCGUCCAUCUCCGACAAAAUCAGCUCGCAGCACACUCGACGCUUCUCGGUAAUUUGCGCUGCCAUCAUCUGCGCUCUUGACGGCUCGGGUGAUGCUUGAGCGUGCUUCGACAUGCCUCGAAUCCGGCGGACGCCAGCUUUUUCGCGCCCCCAAACAAUGUCUGCACAGUCGACGCAUGCUACAUUCGAACUUCUGGCACCACGGUGCAAGCGACCUCGGCCUGCCCAUAUGGUGGGCUGCGUCCACGAUACUCGACCCAGCCAAUAGCGACGGCGACCGGCCGGCGAGGACCACAGCUCGUCUGGCUCCAAGAUAUUACGAUGGCGCGCUGCUCGACUUUCUUUACCCCGAGAAAACACUUGCACUGCUCAGGCGAAUGUCCAUAUACGGGUCUGACGUACCAGAGCCCCGGCGGCGGCCGCUGCUCGGAGCUGGCGUGCGCAAGUUCUCUACAAUCCGAGGGCAACCUCGACUUGACGAGGCUAGUGUGGACGCGACAGUCAUUGAGCAGGCAAAGAAAGAGAUGGAGCGUCUGCUGGAAGACUCCACCGCCAUUAUAGAGCUUGAGAAGGUGCUGCAAAAAUGGGAGCCUGGAAAGCAAGAACUGGUCUGGCAGCUCUAUUCUGCUAUCCCUGACGACCAACUUGCUAGCAGAAAUCACCGCCUACGCAAGGAUCUCCUCGCAUAUCUUAUCCACAGCGGGGACUCUGCAGUCCCCGGGCGGGUGCUCCAAGUAUUUGGCGAGCUGCCUCCUGCCCAUCGUCUUCCGUCAUUGUAUCGAGCAGCGAUCACGGCUUAUAUCGCGCUCAGGAUGGUUGGGCCAGCAAUCCAACUACUGGAGGAGGCUCGCGACGAUAAGCAUUGCGACAUGUUGCACAUUGGCGUAGAUGUCAUUCUUCGACGUACUGUCUUCGACGAGCAAUGGGAUCUCAGCCUCCGCGUUUUCAAAGCCUUCAUGCGCGCAACACCUACCCUUAAUAAGCUGCCUACACCCGUGCAGAUACGUCAUGGAAACAUCCUACCGGAGAUUUGGAAGGAGGUCUCUCAUCUGCCGAUUUUGUUGGAGAACUUGCAGUCGUUCCUCCACCAUGUGCGCGAAUUCCAACAUGAACUCAGGUCCUCGAAAAAGCUAGAGGAUACAUUGUCAUGUUUCGUAAUGACCUUCGUACCUCACGUAAUGGAUCACGUCCUUGAUGUUCAUAAAUCGGACGAAGUUUUCAUGCGGACUUGGUUCUUGAAGCUUUUCGAUGACUUGCAAUCUUUGAACCUCCCAACAUCGACAUGUUACGAGUACGCGAUCAAACGCAUCUUAGAGCUUCCGCGAAACCGAACCCAAACCAAGGACUCGAAGCUUUGGCUCGACCUCUAUCGAAGAUAUCGACAACAAUUUGACGACCAAGCUAACUACAGUUCCGGAGCAAGGCCAUCCCAGGGAUUGAUUAGACAAUUAAUCUUUCACUACGCUCAAAAUAAUGGUCUAGCGCAGGUACACGAACACAUACGAGAUCUACGCACUUUCUAUCCUGGUCAGCCGUUGCGGCCAGGGCUCCUCAAAUUCUUGAUUCAAACUUUCGCCCUGAAUGGUGAAGAUGCAAUGGUGCUCGAAUAUUUCAACGAGUUCCAUACAAAUUACAAGGGGCAGAUGGACUUGAAGGUUCUAUCGUCACUACCAUUCGUGUAUGCCCGACGCGCGGACAUUGACGGAACAACAAGGCAGUUCAGGCGAAUUCAUGAUGAGUUUGGUAUGGUUCCUGAUACCGCUUGCUGGAAUAUUCUGCUCCUCGCGUAUGUUCGCGCUGAUGAUCUUGAUGGAGCUCUUGAAUGCUUCAACCGCUGUGUAGAUUGCGGGAUCAAGCCAGAUAUACAGACUUUCGGGCCCUUGCUCGAUUUCUGCGCCAGUCGGGGUGACGUCGAGGCGUUCGAGACGUUAUUUUCAAGAGCGAAGCAAAUGGGUGUUCCGAUAUCCGCGGAUGUACGAGCAAGAUCUGGCUACGUACAAGCCUUCUUGAACGCUGGUGAUGUAAAAGGCGCAGAAGCCAUUGCCCAGGGGAUGCUCAGGAGUUGGCAGACGGGAACACUUUACGGACAUCCUCUCACUCACACUUGGAAUAUGCUCAUUCAGCAUCAUGCUUUGCAACGAGAUAUCGCAAGUAGCAGACAGUGCUACAAGCAGAUGAUGGAAAACAACAUCCCCCUCGAUUCCUGGACCUAUGGCAGUCUCAUGCGAACCUUGGUGGAAGUCAAGCAGACGAACGCUGCUUAUAAGAUUCUGAGGGUCACGAUGCCGGCAAACAAUCUCCAAAUUCACGCACUUCAUUACGCCAUUGUCAUGACUGGCUUCUUGAGAGAAGGACAACUCGAUCUCGCCAUGGACGCCUAUGAAGCGAUGGUCAAGCGCCACGUUCCUCAGACUGAGAGUUCGCGCCAAGCCGCCCUUCAGACAUUAGGCACUGUCGAGCUUGCAAAAUUGAAGAAGAGAGGGGCGAAACAUGCAAACUAUCGUUUACUCAAGGUCGAGCAGGCCCUCCAGGAGGUGCUUGUCGCAGGAGCUGGAAGCGAUAUUGCUCAUGAAGGGCCCCGUCACGCAAGACAACUCGAUACACGUAACUACGGCGCUGUGCCCCAAGCUUAUUACGGUCUUCUUAUUUCGCUCUACACCACUCGAGGAGCGUAUGCAAUUUGUAAGAAACUGUACCAAAAGGCGGAAGAAGCGGCACCUGACUCAGACAACUACACUACCUCGAUUACGCUCACCACGGCCAUCAUGGAGGCCCACCUUAGAGCAGGCAGACACGCCGAAGUAGCACAUUGCUGGGAGCUGGCACGUGCCUCAGCCAACAAACUUACCAAGACGUUCCACCAAGUCGUGCACCCUGCACCCGCAGUCCCCGAAUUCGACUCCCUCACCGACCCCUCGGUCAGUGAACGCUUCGAGCAGUCUCACAUCUCUACCAACCGUCGCCACAUCCUCUUCAAAGCCUCACGUGUCUACAUUCGCAGUCUCCUCGCGCAAUCCGACCCGACCGCCCUCCAAGAAGCACAACGUACCAUUCGCGAUUUGCUCGUCAACGGUUUCACAGUGGACAGCUUCAGCUGGAAUGAGUUCAUCCAAACGCUCGCCCUCCGUGAUCGCCUCGUAGACGCCUUCAUCACCUGCGAGAAAUACCUCAUGCCGCGCUUUCCGGGCUGGCGCGACCUCGCCCCGAACUACAUCCGCCACAAUCGCCAAGGAUACCAGUGGAUGGAGAUCCGGCACUACGACAUCAAGAAGACGAGCGUACUGCCACGCUACAAGACCUUAGUCAUCCUCGCAAAGGCAUUUGGUCAAACUAAGAGAAAUGAGCAAAGUGGUGUGGGGUAUGAUGUGAGUGCAGGCGCGUGGAUGAGAGAGAUUUUGGAAAAGUCAGCACCGAUGACUAUCAGGGCUAUUGAGUCUAUGCCGAAAACGAACGACAGGCUGCAAAGAAGAGUACUUCCAUAACGCGUGAUAGAUCGCGGACGAAGUUUACAUAUUGUAUAAUGGCAUCAUCAGGCAUUCAAGGAGUGCAUAGAGUGUUGCAUCUAGAGGCACUUGUACAUUCGUACCUACACCGUUGCUUGUAUGAAUAGCUGUAGAGAGUUGGGCGUAAAUGUACAUAUAGUCAAUGAAGACGGAGUCACUUCUCGAAUACUCGUACCUUGUUCCAUUCCAUUAUCUUCUAGGA